Teleopsis dalmanni is the source of this 2056-nucleotide messenger RNA. RefSeq lists its product as uncharacterized. The record is from RefSeq and is a predicted model, not a curated record. Gene Ontology annotation, molecular function: stretch-activated, monoatomic cation-selective, calcium channel activity. The transcript is spliced from 4 exons. Gene Ontology annotation, cellular component: plasma membrane. Gene Ontology annotation, biological process: calcium ion import across plasma membrane. The coding region runs from base 1 to 1989 and encodes 662 amino acids. NCBI's taxonomy places the organism in Eukaryota, Metazoa, Arthropoda, Insecta, Diptera, Diopsidae.
AUGGAAUAUAAUGCGCCCCUGCUUUCUACUUCAUAUCAUACUAAUAAAUGCACUCUUAAAUAUAAUUACGUGAUGGAAUCUUACCGACGUUGGGUUUGCAGUGCUCUCAUACCGUACUUUGCUGAACAAAGCGAUAUUCUAGUAUCACCGACAACAGAUAAAACCACACAUAGUUCCGCCAAACAAAAUAAAAACAGCGUUCCAUCAACAAACUCCACCAAAACAUCGAAUUCAACCAACGGUGGAACUGGAAAAGAUCAGCAACUGAAACGGACAUCAGAAAGUUUAAAUGAAGCAAACCAUUUUGUAAUCAACGAGCCAACAGUGAAGAGAAGUAAACGAAGUCAGACGGGAAACAAUGAAACAACAGCAAAGAUAACCUUAUUGGAUGUUAUUGACAUUGAUAGUUAUGAUAAUAGCGAUAAUAACAACAACAAUUACAAAAACAAAGAUAAUUCCAUGACAGCAUCACAUAGAAGAAAACGCAAUAGUGAUACCAGAUGCAAUCGGGAACUGCAACAGAAAAUACUACUGCACCAGCUAUCACAAAAACAAGAUUAUAACAAUGAUUCCAAUGAUUUCAUAUCGACUGCCAAUAGUGAGGAUCCAUGUGCCGAGGAUCCAGUGAUAUCAAAAUUAUUAAAAAGAUCAAAACGAAAAGUGGAAUUUCGAAAACGACGAAGAAUACGACCUUGCCUAAGUAUCUGCCAAACAGUGGAACAAAAAUGUCCAUAUUUGCUGCCAGCAGAUCGAGCACCAGCGCUGCCAACACAAUAUGCAGGAGAACCAACCUUCUUAUGCUUAGAUCAAAAUAUACCUGAAACAGGCGAGCAACUACACAAAUCAAGUUAUGGUCCACCAGAUUGUUGCUACACUUAUUGCGACUCUGCAAUGGACGGCAUUUGCACAUACUGUGAUGAGUUCGCUGCUUUCGCCGAGAGCGAACAUGAAACAUCAGCAAACGCAACAAGGCAAGUGCACAACAUCACACUGACAGCCAGAACUCAACAUCGAAUUGACACACGUCUGGGAGCAGCACUGGCAUUGGUAAACGAGACAAAAGCACGCACAGCCAGUGUGGCAAUUGCACUCAAAAACGUCACAACCGCCAUGAGUAGCAUGACUUUGGAGCAUUUGCCUUACUACGCCCACUAUGAGGGCACCUAUUACUACGAUGACGACCCCAAUGACAUGCCAAAUGAGGCAAUUUCAGGUAACUGCCCAACAGUGCCAUCAGUCAGUAGUCGCUGCACCAUACCAUAUUUUGCAUCGGCCGCAGCAACACACCGACCCAAAAGCCAACGAGCACUCUUCGCACAGCAACUGUUGCUCUGGUUCAGUGCUCUGCUGUGCCUGCUCAGCAGCUGCAAUGCGGCACAGCAAAUUAAGCAAGUGUGUAGAACCAGAGCACAGCCGAAAAUAACUAAAGAAAUGCCGACCGUGGCGUGCAAAUGUUGCAUGAAGGCUGACAGUACAUUUGCCACGGGCGAACUUUUCAACAGGGAGCUUAACAGCUGUGCAACAUACAUUUCAGCACUUGCCACAUUCAGACCCACACACCCGCUGCAUCAGAGACUCAGUAGCGGCAUUAGUAGCAAAAACCACAACCAUGCGAAAUGCAACAGACCGAGUAUGCAUGUUUUAAAGCGUUUAAGGAAACCCGUUCAAAAUAUUAAGAAAUUUAUUUUUAAAUUUAGUAACGUAAAUUUUAGUAGUACCAUGAAAUUCUAUCGUAGUGAAAAUAGUAGUAGAAAACUUAGUACAUGUAACAUUACCAUUAAUACUUACUCUAAAUAUAAAUAUAAAUACAAAAAUAUUAAAAUUCUAAUUAUUGAGGGGCAUAAAGAGAAAAUAAAUAAUUGUACGAUUAAUAAAAAUUAUCGAUCCUUUUACUAUUACAACUUCAACAUAAACGAUUGGUGGCGCCGAUGGUGGAUACGGGCGCCAACACUACAUAAGAAGUCACGACUACGGACUAGUACGUCAUAGUGCUUAUAGGUUAAAAUUAGUAACUAAUUAAAACAAAACAUAAAAAACCAAAACACAAAAACACAAA